Populus euphratica (Euphrates poplar) is the source of this 1334-nucleotide messenger RNA. It is a transcript of the gene RRP4, whose product is annotated as ribosomal RNA processing 4. Gene Ontology annotation, cellular component: nuclear exosome (RNase complex); cytoplasmic exosome (RNase complex). The transcript has 7 exons. The record is from RefSeq and is a predicted model, not a curated record. NCBI's taxonomy places the organism in Eukaryota, Viridiplantae, Streptophyta, Magnoliopsida, Malpighiales, Salicaceae. Gene Ontology annotation, molecular function: RNA binding. Gene Ontology annotation, biological process: nuclear polyadenylation-dependent rRNA catabolic process; U4 snRNA 3'-end processing; exonucleolytic trimming to generate mature 3'-end of 5.8S rRNA from tricistronic rRNA transcript (SSU-rRNA, 5.8S rRNA, LSU-rRNA). Bases 183 to 1145 code for a protein of 320 amino acids.
GCACCUUUGCCUUCACUUCCUGUUGUAUCUCGAAAGAACCAACCUUCCCUAAAGAAACAGUGAGAGAAGCACCCUACCCUUGCCGCAACUCUCUCUUCAUCCUAUCAAAGCCCCUCUGUUUCCCGGUAACAGAGACUGCGGCGACCCCAAAUCCGAUUGAUUAGUGGGGUUGAAACAGAGAAAUGAGAGGGAUAGAGAUAUCAUUGAAUCAAACCCAAAAGAUAAGGUUGCAGAGAGCUCUGAAACAGCUAGAAUCUUUGUAUUUGAGAGCCAACUUCAAUGCUUCUGUAACUGUCGCCGAUACCAUCCCCGUUAGCAACGAAGACACCAUCCUCAAGGGUCAUGGCACCUCUGAGCGCGACGGAGAAGUGGUGGCGACGCUCUGUGGUGUGGUGGAGCGUGUUAACAAAUUAGUGUAUGUUCGCACGUUGCGUGCCAGGUACAAGCCAGAGAUUGGAGAUAUCAUAGUGGGGCGUGUUGUUGAGGUAGCGCAAAAGCGGUGGAAAUUGGAAAUUAAUUUCAGCCAAGAUGCUGUUUUGAUGCUUUCUUCUAUGAAUUUACCUGAUGGGAUUCAGAGGCGGCGAACUGCAUUGGAUGAACUGAACAUGCGCAGUAUUUUUGAGGAGAAUGACGUUGUGUGUGGUGAAGUGCGUAAUUUUCAGAAUGAUGGUGGCAUACAAUUGCAGGCAAGAAGUCAGAAGUAUGGAAAGCUUGAGAAGGGUCAGUUGCUCACGAUUCCACCAUAUCUAGUGAAAAGACAAAAACAUCAUUUCCAUCAUUUGGAACAUUAUGGAGUUGACCUGAUACUAGGAUGUAAUGGGUUCAUUUGGGUUGGUGAGCUUGUCGAGGCCAGGGACUGUAUUGAAGAGGAUCAACUGAACAAUACUGAACAACAAUUCACCAAAUCCAAUACAACCAAAGAAAUGCCACUAGAGACGAGGCGGAGCAUAUGUCAGAUAGCAAAUGCUAUCCGUGUCUUGUCAAUUUUAGGCUUUAAUGUAACUUUAGAAGUGAUACUGGAGACUAUUGACUUGAGCAGGACACUGAAUCUUGGAAUAGAUGAGAUGCUUGGGCCAGAGUUCCAUGUUUUGGUAGCAGAGAGAGAAGCUGAACGCCGCACAUCGAUGACAAAAAGGAAGGGGUGACACUGUCUUUGGAAACCUAAGUAUACAUGGAGUUGUGUUUUUCCUUCUCUUCCAGGGGUAGGAUGGGUGUGCUGUAGUAAAAGAGGAUUUGUAAAUUUGACAAAAUUGUUGCUCAGCAUCAGAGCAAUUCAUCUUGACAAAUUUUGAUCGUUUUGCCUCAUCUGCGCAGCUCAGAUUGAUUAUAAAUUA